AUGCGCGCGCGCGAGGGACACGACGUCGUCGAGUUCGUGAUCGUCCGGCACGGGCAGACGACGUGGAACGCGUCCGGGACGAUCCAAGGCCAGGCGGACGCGCCGCUGGACGAGCUCGGGAUCGCGCAAGCGCGCGUCACCGCGGCUGAGAUCGCGCGCGGGGUGCGUUGGGGGCACGUCGACUCGGUCGACUCGUCCGACCUAAGGCGCGCGGCGGACACCGCGUCCGUCAUCGCCGCGUCGUCGUCGUCGGCGUCGUCGUCGUCGUCGGCCGUGCGCGCGCACGCGGCGCUCAGGGAGCGGCACGCGGGGUCGCUGCAGGGGAUUCGCCGAGCGGAUGCGCCGGCGCGGGACCCGAAGGCGUGGAAAGCGCUGCGAGGCGGCGACGACGCGACGCGCGUCCCGGGCGGCGGCGAGUCCUACGACGACGUCUUGGACCGCGUCGUGCCGUGGUUCGAGGACGAGGCGAGGGCGCGCGCGAGGGCGAGGGCGGCGGCGGCGGGGGAAGGAGGAGGACGCGGCGGAGGGAGGGGCGUCGUCGUGACGCACGGCGGGGUGAUUCACGUCCUAUCGGACCGAUGCGAGGCGGACGACGAAUGGUUCGACGACGACGACGAUCGCGACGACGUGCGACGCGGACGCGGGCGCGUCGUCGUCAAGAACUGCGCCGUCGGCGUGCUUCGACUGCACGUCCCCAGAGAGGACGACGCCGCCGGCGAGCGACGCGUGCGAUGGCGGAUAGGUGAGACGUGGGGGGACGCCUCGCACCUGGAGGAGGGAGGACUGCGGAGCAGCGCGUGGGGAGGAGGCGCGGCCGGCGUGUGA
Micromonas pusilla CCMP1545 is the source of this 825-nucleotide messenger RNA. RefSeq lists its product as uncharacterized. NCBI's taxonomy places the organism in Eukaryota, Viridiplantae, Chlorophyta, Mamiellophyceae, Mamiellales, Mamiellaceae. Gene Ontology annotation, molecular function: phosphatase activity. The record is from RefSeq and is a predicted model, not a curated record. Bases 1 to 825 code for a protein of 274 amino acids. The transcript has a single exon. Gene Ontology annotation, cellular component: cytosol; cytoplasm.